Molecule: messenger RNA, 1729 nt
Organism: Syngnathoides biaculeatus (alligator pipefish)
Lineage: Eukaryota; Metazoa; Chordata; Actinopteri; Syngnathiformes; Syngnathidae
Gene: pitpnb
Product: phosphatidylinositol transfer protein, beta
Exons: 12
Coding region: 56-865 (269 amino acids)
Biological process (GO): phospholipid transport
Cellular component (GO): cytoplasm
Molecular function (GO): phosphatidylcholine binding; phosphatidylinositol binding; phosphatidylcholine intramembrane carrier activity
Source: RefSeq, a predicted model, not a curated record
UGACAGCGGCUUGUGGUGUCGCCGCCACUGCGCAGGCGCAACCCGGCGGACGAAGAUGGUGCUCAUCAAGGAAUACCGUGUGGUGUUGCCCAUUUCUGUCGAAGAGUAUCAAGUGGGCCAACUGUACUCGGUGGCCGAGGCCAGCAAGAAUGAGACGGGCGGCGGCGAGGGCAUCGAGGUCCUCAAGAACGAGCCCUACGAGGAGGACGGCGAGAAGGGGCAGUUCACGCACAAAAUCUACCACCUCAAGAGUAAAGUCCCAGGAUACGUGAGGAUGCUCGCGCCGGAGACGGCGUUUGUUUUUCACGAAAAGGCUUGGAACGCUUAUCCCUACUGUCGCACGGUUGUGACGAACGAAUACAUGAAGGACGACUUUGAGAUCAAGAUCGAGACGUGGCACAAGCCCGACUUUGGAACGGUCGAAAACGUGCACGACCUGGACGAGCCCACGUGGAGAACCGUGGAGGUGGUUCCUAUCGACAUCGCCAACAAAGAGGAAGUGGCGCCGGGGGACUACAAAGCGGAGGAAGACCCCUCCCUGUUCCGCUCCGUCAAAACCGGAAGAGGCCCCCUCGGCCCCGAGUGGAAGAACGAGCUGAAGACGGACUGUCCGUACAUGUGCGCGUACAAGCUGGUCUCCGUCAAGUUCCGGUGGUGGGGCUUCCAGACCAGAGUGGAGAACUUCAUCCACAGGCAAGAGAAGCGCAUCUUCACCAACUUCCACCGCCAGCUCUUCUGCUGGGUGGACAAGUGGGUGGGUCUGACCAUGGAGGACAUCAGACGCAUGGAGGAGGAGACCCAAAGAGAACUGGAGGAGAUGCGCCAGAAGGGCGACGUGCGAGGCACCUCUGCGACAGACGAGUAGACGCCGUCGCUGUAGUCAAACUCUAGAGGCGGGCUGACUGCGUAAAACCGGUCCGAUUCGAGGCACCAGUGCCGCUCACGAGCAAUGAGCCAAACCACCCUGACCCUCUCUUGACGAUGUCAUCGGAGACACGCCCACCACCGGGAGGGGAAGUGGCCCCGGUUUCCCCGCUACUGUACAGACCCCCUCCCUCCUCUGCUCCACUCCAACAACAACAACAACUGGUUUUGCAUAUAUCUUAAUUCUAUAUCCACGUUCACAAAGACCAAAAAAAAAAAAAAAAAAAACCCUCCUCUUUGCACAGAUGUAAUUUGCCUGUAAUGUAAAUGAUGGCGGUUCCGACGGACGGGCUUCGUUUUUACUCUGGCGUUGGAGCCUUUUCAAUUGACCAUUUGGAGACGAAUGUGGUUUUUAGACGUCGACGAGGUCCUCGCGCAGCCGUUGGACCAGUUUUAUUCCGACCCCCCCCCCCCCCCCAUUGUUGUUGUUCUCCGUGUUUGUGUGUACUACAACACAGUAUUUGUCCGUGUUGUUGAAAGACCCCCUCCCCCCUUGCUCUCCUGUCUUAGCGUCCGUCCCCCCCCCCCCCCCCGGGGUCCAUCGCCGGCCGUGCGAAUGAUGUCACGCGCACGGUUUUAUUUCCAUCAGUGUCCUGGGACGGUGGGUAACUGCACCGUUACUUUCUCGCAAGUAUUCCCCUGUUGCAUCGGUCGAUUUUUCAAGUCGAGGCCCGUUCGAGCCGAGUUGGCACCCAAAAAAGUCCGACAGUGUGCUCAAAUGUUUACUCGCGGUUGGCACACUUCCCUUCCUCGAGCGCACUUGCAAGCGGCACAUUACAAAUAAAUGCGACUAUUCAAAACGUUA